GUUUUAAGCUGUCAUUUCUCUCAAAGUGCUAGUCUUCAUAAAGCUUAUAAAGGAAAGAUCUACAGCAAUGUUGAAGAUGCAGUUAGCGAUAUUCCGAAUGGAUCAAAACUUCUUGUUGGUGGCUUUGGCCUUUGCGGAAUACCAGAAAAUUUAAUUAAAGCGCUUCUUGAUACUGGAAAAAAGGAGUUGACAAUCGUUUCUAACAAUGCAGGCGUCGACAACUUUGGAUUGGGGAUACUUUUGAAAGAUCGUCGUAUUAAAAGAAUGAUUGCUUCGUAUGUUGGAGAAAAUGCCGAAUUUGAGCGCCAAUAUUUGACAGGUGAACUUGAACUCGAAUUGACACCUCAAGGAACUUUAGCUGAGAGAAUAAGAGCAGGUGGUGCUGGUAUUCCUGCUUUCUUCACUCCAACCGGAUAUGGAACUUUAGUGCAUGAAGGUGGAGCUCCGAUUAAAUAUGGAGCGGAAAAAGGUGAAAUUGCAAUUCAAAGUCAAAGAAGAGAAAUGAAAGAAUUCAAUGGAAAACCUUACAUAAUGGAAGAAGCAAUUACUGGAGAUUAUGCUUUGGUUAGAGCAUACAAAGCUGACGAAUUGGGAAAUUUAAUUUUCAGAAAAUCUGCUCGAAACUUUAACCCACCAAUGUGUAAAGCUGCCAAAAUUACAAUAGCGGAAGUUGAAGAAAUUGUCCCUGUUGGUGAUUUACUUCCAGAUGAGAUUCACGUACCAGGCAUAUUUGUUCACAGAAUCGUAAGAAGCACUUUUGAAAAACGAAUUGAGAGACUUCAAGUGAGAAAAGUUCAAAAAGAAGAAGAAAAACAAUCAAAAUCAGCAAAGCUGCGUGAAAGAAUUGUAAGACGAGCUGCAGUUGAGUACAAAGAUGGAAUGAACAUCAAUUUGGGCAUUGGAAUUCCAGUAUUUUCCAGCAAUUUUAUUCCUGAAGAUAUCACAGUUCAUUUGCAAUCUGAGAAUGGAAUUCUUGGUCUUGGUCCGUUCCCGGAAAAAUAUCAAGUUGAUGCUGAUUUGAUUAAUGCUGGAAAAGAAACCGUCACUGUCAUACCUGGAGCUUCCUAUUUCGGUUCUGAUGAUUCAUUUGCAAUGAUUCGAGGUGGUCAUAUUGACAUAACAGUUCUUGGCGCAAUGGAAGUGUCUCAAUUUGGUGAUUUAGCAAAUUGGAUGAUUCCUGGAAAGUUGGUGAAGGGAAUGGGAGGUGCAAUGGAUUUAGUUGCAGCACCUGGAACCAAAACGAUCAUAACAAUGGAACACAACAGUAAAAGUGGAGCACCGAAAAUCUUGAAGCAAUGUUCACUUCCAUUAACAGGAAAGAAUUGCGUUGAUAUGAUCAUCACUGAAAAAGCUGUUUUUACUGUUGACUUCGAGAAAGGAUUGACAUUAAUUGAAAAAGCUGACGAUGUAUCAAUGGAGGAGCUCGUCCAAUCUACUGGUUGCGUUUUCCGCAUUGCUGACGACCUCAAAUCAAUGCAACAGGUUUAA
Molecule: messenger RNA, 1488 nt
Organism: Clunio marinus
Lineage: Eukaryota; Metazoa; Arthropoda; Insecta; Diptera; Chironomidae
Source: the annotation of a GenBank genome assembly